Oryza sativa Japonica Group (Japanese rice) is the source of this 724-nucleotide messenger RNA. RefSeq lists its product as uncharacterized. NCBI's taxonomy places the organism in Eukaryota, Viridiplantae, Streptophyta, Magnoliopsida, Poales, Poaceae. The record is from RefSeq and is a predicted model, not a curated record.
AGCUUUCCAUGACUGCCGAUACCUUGCGUAAUACUCCGAUAGUACUACAACUACAACUACUGCUCGAUCCCUGGAGAAGCUUGUAGAUUGAAGUAGGGGAAAAUUAGAAGAGGGGAACAAAGGAUAACCGCUUGCUUGGGCAAACAUGGCAUCGGAGUUGGUCCUCGGGAGAAUUCAGGCGAUCUGCCGCCUCUCCGGCCAUCGCCAGCUGCAGCUGUUCCAUGGGGAGGGGCUCCGUCGUCUUUCUCCGGCGAGCUAUCAAUCCUUCUGCAGCAGCGCGUGUGGGCAAGUCGACACGACGAUCAAGGAUCAGUAUCGCUUCGAUAGGUUUUCAGAUCCUCAGGUUGCUCAUGAAGAUCGCCAGUUCAUUGAAUUCUUGGACAGGAUGCUGGAUGCAAUCAGAAAUCCUCAGAGCCUUGCACGCAUACAGCGUGAGAAGCUUCCAAAAGAUCUGAAAAUUUUGGACGACGACAUAUGAGUUAAAAGUCUCUUAAACAGGAAUACAUGAAUCAAAAGAAACGUGACGGUUUGUGUAGUAUAAAGUGACCCUGUACUAUUCUUAACUUGAGUUUGUGAUGCUAUUGUUAUGAUCCAGAUUAUGGAUCAGAACAUCGGCCAACUUCAUAUGUAUGUACUUCAAGUACUGUUGCUCUUUACAUGAAAUGUUUAUGAAACAUUGGUACCAAGUGACAGCUAUGCAAGGGGGAAAAACAUGGCCUUGAAA